This is a messenger RNA of Camelina sativa (false flax), 1481 nucleotides long. NCBI's taxonomy places the organism in Eukaryota, Viridiplantae, Streptophyta, Magnoliopsida, Brassicales, Brassicaceae. The record is from RefSeq and is a predicted model, not a curated record.
CUUUCAAGAGAUGUGUUGAGUCUUUUAUGAUAUUUGCGAUUUGUAUUCUCGAGAACCGUCCGGUCCGGAUCAUGGAUAGUGGAAAACCUUUUGAUUCCAUUCCAGACGAUCUCCUCAUCAAGAUACUGUCGAAAUUGCCAGCAAAAUCAAUAGCUAAGUGUCGUUGCGUGUCGAAGCUUUGGAAGUCCUCGGCUCUAAUGAGGUCUGGAUUCCACCGUGAUGACUUCACCGACUUGUUUCUAACCAGGAGGAGGUCCAAAGCUCGUCGACGACGACUCUUAAUUGGGGUACUACAACUAGAAGCCGGUGAGUGGAGCUUUUACUCAACUCCUCAGCCUCAGAAUCCAUCUGAGAAGUCGUCUUCUCUUGUAGCGGAUUUUCAUAUCAACUUCUCUAAAGGCAUAAGCAAAUACAAUUGUAGCUAUACCUCUGGAUUGAUCUAUUUUCAUAAGAUGUGUAUCCCAAGAGAAGAUGAAGAUGUAAAGCAUGUGAUAUGUAACCCUCUCACAGGACAGUAUAUGAUCUUACCUCAACUUAGAGGUGGAUCGUAUAGCUAUCUAGGGUUUGAUCCGGUUGACAAGGAAUUCAAGUUACUGCUCAUGAACACUCGUGACUAUAUAGCUUCUAAGGAUACAGAUCAGUAUAUUUUGACAAUAGGAACUGGGAGGAGGGAGUUGAGGUGGAGGAAGAUCCAAUGUCCUUUUACACAUGAGCCUCUAUGGGAAAGGGUUUGCAUCAAUGGGGUUUUGUAUUACUUGACUCAUCAUGCUACUAAUGGAAGGUUUUAUGCGAUAGUUUGCUUCGAUGUUAGAUCUGAGAAAUUCAAGCUCGUUACAUACGGAUAUGAUCGCCGUUUUAAUAAUUUGAUAAACUACAAGGGGAAAUUAUGUGGGAUUUAUUUGGAUUAUGCUUAUGGUGGUGGGUUUCCCGUUAAGUUGAGUAUGAAGGUUCUAGAGAAGCGGGAAUGGUCCAGCUAUGUCUACUCCUUGUCGGCUGAUCAGAGUGAAGUUGUUAAUGUCGAAAGGAAUCUAUCCGUUGUUGGGGUGACUGCUUCUGGUGAUAUUGUUUUGUCGACGAAUUCUGCGUCUAAUCCUUUUUAUGUUUUCUACUUCAAUCCGGAAAUGAACACUCUCCAAACUGUUGAAAUGCAAGGUGUUGGAGAUAAUUGUGAUUGGAGAUACGCCUUUGUACAAGACUAUGUAGAGGAUAUUAGUGUUACUGAUGCAAUGCAACUGAAGUCAACCACCCCUUUACAACUUGGCCAAAACAUUGUUCCCGAGAGGCCAAAACCACAACAACGCGGAGGUACGUCUCUUGACCUCUCCAAGUCUUCUCAAUCUGUGCAAAAGAAGGAGCAAAUUAUUGUUUCCGAGAGGCUAGAACCACAACGACGUAGGCAUAUGUCUCCUGACCUCUCCAAGUCUUUUCAAUCUGUGAAGAGCAAGGAGCCUAACAAGUACGAAUUAUCAGCUGACCUCUAA